Messenger RNA from Aspergillus piperis CBS 112811, 1527 nucleotides. RefSeq names its product cytochrome P450. The transcript is spliced from 6 exons. Gene Ontology annotation, molecular function: monooxygenase activity; oxidoreductase activity, acting on paired donors, with incorporation or reduction of molecular oxygen; heme binding. Lineage: Eukaryota; Fungi; Ascomycota; Eurotiomycetes; Eurotiales; Aspergillaceae. The record is from RefSeq and is a predicted model, not a curated record. Bases 1 to 1527 code for a protein of 508 amino acids.
AUGAGCCUUCGCCCUUCGCAUGAUGGCUUACGGUUCUUCAAUCGGGCCCCUGUCGUGAGCUCGUCACAACAACCUGCCUGCCUACAUCUGCUGACAAAGCAGGCGUUCUCAUUUGUCACAUAUCGAUUCUACUUUCAUCCGCUGGCCAGGUUUCCCGGGCCUUGGCUGGGGGCUUUCACCGAUUGGUACGCAGCAUUCUAUGCAUGGCGAGGUGACCUACACACAAAGGACUAUGAAUGGCAUGAGAAAUAUGGCGAAAUCGUUCGCUUCGGGCCUAAUUCUCUUUCCUUCAAUACCUCAAAGGCUGUGAGCGAUAUCUACGCUGUCAGAGCCAACGUUCGGAAAUCGAAUGGCUACGCAUCAAUGAGCCCGAGUAGAUAUACCCCAAAUACUCUCACCGCGAUUUCUAAGAACAUGCACACCUUCAAGCGUCGCAUAUUGACGCAGGCAUUUUCGGACCAGAAUAUUAAGGAGAUGGAGGGUCGUAUCCAGCAGAAUAUAUCCAGCUUUCUCGACAUCCUUGCUACGAAUACCGGAUCUGAAUCCGAGUGGAGUUCUCCUAAGGAUAUAUCGCAGAUAUGCGACUGGCUAGCCUUCGACGUAAUCACUGAUUUAAGCUACGGCAACGAUCUUGACAUGUUGAACUCACCUCAAAUGCGUUGGUUCCCAUCUGUGGUUCGGAAAAUAUCCCAGCGAAGUCUAAUAUUGCUGCAUGGGCUUUUUCAACCUUCUUUCAUAAGAAUGAGGCUUGACUUGGUUCUCCUAUCCCAAAAGUACAGGGAAAUACUUGCUGCGGCAAGGUGGACACGCUCUCAGGCAGCUGCACGAAUGGAGAUUGGAAACAAUAAUGAGCAGAAAGACAUAUUCAAUGCAAUGAUGAAUGCAAGAGAUAAAAAGACUGGACUGCAAUUUACUCGAAAAGAUUUAGGCCUUGAGUCCAUGCUUUUGCUUGUUGCAGGUUCUGAUACAACAUCUACUGCUCUUUCUGCCACUUUGAACUACAUCCUUCACGAUUCCAAUAUGCUGGCGCACUUGAAAAGUGUCAUCCGGAUGACGUUCCCGACAGAAUCAUCAAUAACGACAUCUUCUGUUCUUUCGUCUCCGGAUUGCGCUGUCCUGCGCGCCUGUAUCAAUGAAGCAAUGCGACUCACUCCACCUGCACCCAAUCUCCUUCCUCGAACAGUUCUCUCCGGUGGCAUGGAAGUCGAUGGCAUAUAUAUACUGGCGGGAACAACUGUCGGUGUAUCCGCGUAUACCAUACAUCGCAAUAAAACAUAUUUUUACGAUCCUGAUAGCUUUGAGCCAGAAAGGUGGCUUGAUGACAAUGUCGUCAACCAGCAGAAUAUGCAAACGGCAUUUGUUCCAUUUAGCGUGGGACCGAGAAAGUGUGUGGCAUGGAGACUAGCCUGGGCAGAAUUGAAUUUAACAAUAGCAAGAGUGUUGUGGAGGUGUGAGUACAACUUCAAGGCUGGGGUUACGACGGCUGUUAAUGGGCCGGUGAUUGAGUUCAGGCCUAGGAUAGCAUGA